AUGAUGAGUGAACGAGUGUUCGGCGACAUAUUAGCAGCCAAAUUAAGAGGGUGUUAUGAAAAGGCUGUACAUGUAUUUCGGACUAUUCAUCAAAUGGAUCACUUCUCAGUUGAUGUUGAACAAUGUCCACGAUGUGGUCGUACAAAGGAAGGCAUGCGGGUGAAGAUUAAUGCUGCACCAUGCAGAAAACAAAUUGGAUGUGAUCGGUGCCAUCGUCAAGGUUGUGAAUUAGAAGAAAAGGCUGGAGAAGACCUUCAGGCUUUCUAUCAGUGCCCGCAUGCCCUUCUGCCGCUCAACGAUACUACUGAUGAGUGCUAUUGUCAAAGUCGUAUGCUUGCUGUACAUUUAGGCUCUGCUUAUCCUCCCAAAAGGCCAGAAGACAUGAAGGAUCUCAAACCUCAACGUAGUUCACCUUCAAGGAAGAAGAAAUAG
This is a messenger RNA of Strongylus vulgaris, 432 nucleotides long. Lineage: Eukaryota; Metazoa; Nematoda; Chromadorea; Rhabditida; Strongylidae. The record is from the annotation of a GenBank genome assembly.